UCCUCUCACCUCGCUGGCGCUGACAGAGCUCCAGGCUUUAUGUGACGGCGGCUUCAGACGACACCUCAGCCCGGCGUCUGCUUGUUAUGACUUUCCAUUUUUCAAAUAUCUCGAACCCUCUGAAGAGGUUUAAGCCUAACUAAAAAAAAACAAAACAUUUUUUUUCUCCCCCGCUGCCUCGGUUUAUUAAAUUAACCGAGUUUUAGCGUCCGUUUCCCCCGCGCUGUUUUACUGUGCGAAAGUUUUUAACUGGAUGAUUUGAGCUUUCGAAGAUCUUGAAAGGAGACCAGUAACCUCUUCUUUUGGCAGGAAAGCUACUCAAGUAGUACCUGAUGGAGCCCCGACUGACAGACAAUCUGAUGGUUUUCUUCACACUGAUCAUCUUCCUCUCCCAGGGUUCAGCGGAAAUUUACGAGGACUUGAACUUCUGUGGCACCUGGCGCCAUGGCAACGGCCCCCUGAGCCUGAACCUGAACCUUUCCACAGGCUGCGAUGGGAUCUCAAUCUCGGCCAGCAAGAGCUCUCUGUCCAUCGAGGGGCAGAUCACGGCCCUAUGCAGCGAGGCGAAAGAAAUCCUCCUUCAUCCAGCUGGUUCAAAGUUGGAAAGCUACUUCUGUCUGUACUGGGAGCCUCUGCAGGACCAGCUCAAGCUGCAGUUCAGGGAACUCAACUUGACUCUGUGCCCGCCUGCCAGCAUGUGGGGCACCUGCUGCUCUCAACUGUCUAAUGGCCCCAAAUCACAUGAAGCAGCUUAUGGGAUCCUCAAUGGAUCGGUCAAAACAGAUCUCUUCAGCGACAAAGUGCAUGCAGCCUACAAGUUCAAAGGAACGUCCAUCGCCUGCAAUACGUUGCUCAAUGAAGAGAACCAGGGAUCCGCUGAAGUCAUAAUCACUGAAGACAAAGACAAGGGGAGCACCGCUGAGGUCGAGAUGAAGAAGGAUUUCCGAGGCUUCAACAUCACGUCGCCUACUACCACAAGUGGUUCUGCAGAGUCCGCAACCACUGUUCAGAUCCCCCGAGUACUAAAAAAAGUCGCAAAAAGUACCAACAAAGUGUCCUGCACUUUUCUUAAAAACAACUCCAUGUUCCAGGAGGGUCCAGUGGAAGGCAGGAUUCUCAAUGUGGUGGAAAUCACUGUCGGGAACGACACCAUCGAAAACCUGUCUGAACCAAUAAGGAUUAGUUUUCACCAUGAUGUCAUACCUAAAAGGCAUUCAAGGAAAUGUGUUUCAUGGGACACCAAGAAAGAUCCCUCUCAGGUCAAUUGGGUGGACAAAGGAUGUAAGACCCGCGUGAACGGAGGGAAACACACAGAGUGCCUCUGUGACCAUCUGACUUUCUUCACUGUUCUAGUGCAAAUGGAACCUCGUCCAGUGCGCCAUCUCCUGGCGCUGACUGCAAUUACAUCUCUGGGCUGUGCCGUGUCGGUGAUCAGCUGCAUUGCUCUCAUCAUUUUCCUCUACAAGAAGAGUAAGCGGUUUCAGAAGCAGUGCAUCCUGAUCCACCGCGGCUUAGCGAUCUCUCUCGUCCUCCUCAACCUGCUCUUCUUCUUAACUGGGGUCCUGGCCAACGUGGGAGGGGAGUAUCUGUGUACCUGGGUGGGGGCAGGCCUCCACUACGCCCUGCUCAGCUCUUUCAGCUGGAUGGGCAUUGAAGUUUUCCACACCUUCAUGUUGGUUAAAUUGGUUUUAAUCAACUUCCCAAAUCCAAAGCCAUAUGUGUGGAACCUAGUCGGCUUUGCUCUCCCUCUUCUUCCUGUUACGAUCCUGUUUGCAGUCGGUGACAUUUAUGGGCUCAGAGAGGUGGAGCAAAGUGAGGAUGAAUCAGAUCCUUAUAAGAUGUGCUGGCUGAAAAAUAACCCCAGGGCCUUGUCAGCCCACUACUUCACCAUUGCGGUCCUUGCCAUCCUGGUGGUCUCGGGCUUAGUUAUGCUACUCCCGGUCUACAAGCAGAUCCGCACCAGGGUAGAAUGGAGGCAGAACAAAAUGGUUUUGUUCAGCAUCUGGGGCCUCAGCAUCGUCUUUGGGAUAACAUGGGGUCUGACGUUCCUGGACUUUGGACCGCUCUCCGACUUUGUUCUCUUCCUCUUCUGCAUCCUCAACUCUUUUCAAGGGUUUCUGCUGAUGCUGCGGUUCUUCAUUCUGGACCGGAUGAGCAAACGGGCUGGUGGCUCUGCUUUUAGCAGCACCAGCUCAGGAUCUACGAGACAACACAUGCUACAGGCCCAGGAGAAAAGUUAGAUAGACCUUCAUCUCGAUUUACAGAUUCUACAUUUCAAAAAUGUAGAAUCUGUACACGCUGUCUUUAGCAUGGGACUAAAGUAGUGCAUUUGUUGUCUGAGAAAUAUUAACCAAUCACGUAUCAGCAGGCUUUGGUGUAUGCAGGAAAAAUAAAUCCUGGCUCCUACUAGCGGUAGACUGACAACAAUUUACUUAGCCCUCUACAGAGAGUGCUGCUAUCAAUCUGUUCUAGAUCAAAAUGUUCAUCAAACAAUGAAACUGCUUGACGCUGUGUCGCUAAAGCCAAUAAGUGUUGAGAUUUUUCAUGACUUCCUGGAAUGCCUCAGAUAUGAUCGAUCCGACCUCCAUUCAACACAUGAAUGGACAAACAUUGUCUCCUCCUCUUUAGGGACAGAUUUGACAAAAGCUUACAUUUUUACUUAUUGCAAAUCUACAUGAUGAUGCUGUUAUUUCUUCACAAAUUUAAGACCCAUUAGUUGCAAGUAAAAAGUGGCAAGAAAAUGUAUUUCUUUAUUGGUAGAUACCGCUGAAGUAAACCAGAGAGAAGCAUUUGUGUGACUUCCUAUUUCCAGUUGAACUGAGAUGCAUCAGAAACAGAUGAACAGGGUCUCCAAAGGGGCUGUAAUGACCCAAACAAACUAUUGAAUUUACUUUUCAAAUAUAUUUGGAGGGGCAAAUUAUGCUUCAUUUGUGAGCUUAACACACAGUUGCUUCUCAAGUGGACUGUAAACCAGGCAUUGCAUUGAGAAGGAAGUCUUUCAGCACAGACCACUGGCUAACAUCAGAACUCAGAGAAGUUAAUUCAAAGAUGCACAAGUUCUUUUCAGAUGGUAGCCGAAAGGAAGCUGCAGCAGUAGUUAAGCUAAAGUAGACAAUGGUCUUAUCAAAGUGCAUGAUCGAAUGGAGAGGAUGUUGUUCUACUGAUUGUGACUGUUGAGAUUUACUGUUUCAUACACAAUACCUGCGUGGCAGUCCGAGGACUUGGUACUUUAAUUUAAUUAUUAUUCUCUAGAUUAUAAAUCAUCUCAUGAGGAUGGGAAACAAGAUGUUACUGUUUUCAGAGCUACAGAUGGUACUCAAAAGCCUGGAGAUUGUGAUAUUAGUAUGAACAUCUUGCUGGAAGUAUUUGAUCAAUCCUUUCCAAUUUUGCAGUCAGAAGAGGUUAAAAAGAAACUUGAUACUUUGAUUUUUUCUUUCUUGGAGUAAAGAAGAAAAGACACCUUCACUCAGGAAUUUGUAAUACAGGCCAGGAGCCUGUUGAAAAGAAACCUAGACUGGGUCUAGUUAUAGAAGGAUUUAUUUGAGAUUUUAAACUGUAAGCUGGAGAUACAGAUACUGUUGAUUUCCAGACAGGGGAACAGAGAGAUAUGUAUAUGAUAUCAGGUUACUGUGUUGUGAUUUUCAUUACUGUGUCUUUUAAAUAUAUGAAUAUGUAUAUAAUUAUUGAAUCUUUGAGCCUUACUUAAGCUUUUAUAUUUUCCAUUUUUGUACUGUGCAUCAUUUGUUUUAGAGCUAUUGGUGAGUAGCACUUUAGAAUCAUAAAUGUACUUAUAGAACCUCAGCAUGUUGAAUUUUACAUUGUAGAGAUUUCAGGUUAAACUUGUUGCAUUGUAAGAUAGUUGUUGAAUGUUUCAUGACACAAGGAGGACUUUUUCCAGACAAUAUUAAGACCUUUAAUUAAAAAAAAUCAUUUUAGGUCUUUAUCUUCAAAAUGGACCAAAAAGCAUUUCAGUGGUGUUAGUUAAAAGAACUGUACAUUUCAAUGGUCCAAUGUGAUCCAGAUACUUUUUUAAUUUCCUGCUGAUAUAAUUUGAGUGAAGAUGACCAGUCUGUCAUCUGCAGCAGACCCACGUCAGUUUUUCAGUCACUGUGAGAUUUGCACUUUUAUUUUCUAAAGAGAUAUUUUAUGUCCCUGAAAUGAUUUUGUAUAUAUUUGAGUUUUUCCUGUAUGUAUAUAAAUAUUGAAUAAAAAGCCUUUUUUGUUUAUAAAGUA
Messenger RNA from Labrus mixtus (cuckoo wrasse), 4233 nucleotides. RefSeq names its product adhesion G protein-coupled receptor G1 (gene adgrg1). The record is from RefSeq and is a predicted model, not a curated record. Gene Ontology annotation, molecular function: G protein-coupled receptor activity. Gene Ontology annotation, biological process: cell surface receptor signaling pathway; adenylate cyclase-activating G protein-coupled receptor signaling pathway. NCBI's taxonomy places the organism in Eukaryota, Metazoa, Chordata, Actinopteri, Labriformes, Labridae. Bases 333 to 2240 code for a protein of 635 amino acids. Gene Ontology annotation, cellular component: membrane. The transcript is spliced from 15 exons.